UCUCUCGCGAGAGGUGCGCAGCGCAGCCGCGGCCGGGGGGGAUGGCGGCGGCCGCCGGCUCCGUGUGAGGCUGGCACGGAGCGGCCCGGCCGCGGCUCAGCCUCCCUCCGCCUCCCUCCUGACCCGCACCGCUCCCGGCCCGCCCUGACGCCGGCCCCUUUCCUCCCGAGGCAUGAAGGCGGUACCGGGCAGCGCCGAGGAAACAGAGAAGCUGAACAAGAUGAGCACCCUCCUGGAGAGGCUCCACGCCAAGUACAACCAGAACAGGCCUUGGACAGAGACCAUGAAGUUAGUUCGGCAGUUCAUGGAAAAGCGAGUGGUGAUGAACUUAGGGGGGCACCAGCACCUGGUGAGCUGCCUGGAGACUCUGCAGAAGGCUCUGAAGGUGUCUUCUCUGCCUGCCAUGACAGAUCGCUUGGAGUCCAUAGCCAGGCAGAAUGGCCUGGGGUCUCACCUGAGCGCCAACGGCACCGAGUGCUACAUCACCUCAGACAUGUUCUACGUGGAAGUGCAGCUGGACCCCUCUGGGCUGCUGUGUGAUGUCAAAGUGGCUCACCAUGGGGAGAACCCUGUGAGCUGUCCAGAGCUGGUGCAACAUCUGAGAGAGAAAAACUUUGAUGAGUUUUCAAAGCACCUAAGAGGCCUGGUGAACCUUUACAAGCUGCCAGGUGACAACAAACUCAAAACCAAGAUGUAUUUAGCUCUGCAGUCCCUGGAGCUGGACCUCUCCAAGAUGGCAGGGAUGUAUUGGCAGGCCACCAAUGCCAACCCCUUGGACAAGAUCCUUCAUGGCAGUGUUGGCUACCUCACCCCCAGGAGUGGAGGGCUGCUGAUGAACCUCAAGUAUUAUGUCUCACCCUAUGACCUGUUUGAGGAUGGCACUGGAGCCCCUCUUGUCCUGCAUGAGAACAGUGUUCCUCGCUCCCUGGGCAUGAAUGUGGCAGUGACAGUGGAGGGGACCUUGGCCAUGCACAAGCUGCCAAUUGCUCCCCUGAUCAUGGGCUCCCACCCCGUGGACAGCAAAGGGACUCCAUCCUUCUCCUCCAUCACCAGUGCCAACAGUGUGGAUUUGCCAGCUUGCUUCUUCCUCAAGUUCCCUCAGCCCAUCCCAGUCUCCAGAGCCUUCCUCCAGAAGCUGCAGGCCUGCACAGGUAUCCCUCUGUUUGACACCCCAACGACCUUUGUCCCCUUGUAUGAGCUGAUCACCCAGUUUGAACUCUCCAAGGAGGCUGAUCCUGGCCCUCUGAACCACAACAUGCACUUCUAUGCAGCUCUUCCAGGCCAGCAGCACUGUUACUUUCUCAACAAAGAUGCUCCUCUCCCAGAUGGAAGAAGCCUUCAGGGGACUCUGCUCAGUAAAAUUGCCUUCCAGCACCCUGGCAAGGUUCCUCUCAUCCUCAACUUGAUCAGGCACCAGGUUGCCUACAACACUCUGAUCGGCAGCUGCGUCAAGAGGACUGUGCUCAAAGAAGAUUCUCCUGGGAUCCUGCAGUUUGAGGUCUGCCCUCUCUCUGACUCCUGUUUCAGUGUCUCCUUCCAGCACCCUGUGAACGACUCCCUGGUCUGUGUGGUGAUGGAUGUGCAGGACUCCACUCAUGUGAGCUGUAAGCUCUACAAAGGCCUCUCAGAUGCUCUGAUCUGUACUGAUGACUUCAUUGCCAAAGUGGUGCAGAGGUGCAUGUCCAUUCCUGUCACCAUGAGAGCCAUCCGUAGGAAGGCAGAAACCAUCCAAGCAGACACCCCAGCCCUGUCCCUCAUUGCAGAGACAGUAGAGGACAUGGUGAAGAAAAACCUCCCCCCAGCCAGCAGCCCAGGGUACGGCAUGACCACAGGCAGCAACCCCCUGAGCGGUACCACCACCCCGACCAGCACCUUUCCCGGGGGGCCAAUCACCACUCUGUUCAACAUGAGCAUAAGCAUGAAAGAGAGGCACGACUCAGUGGGCCACGGGGAGGACUUCAGCAAAGUCUCUCAGAACCCAAUCCUCACCAGCCUGUUGCAGAUCACAGGCAGCGUUGGCUCUACCAUCGGCUCCAGCCCGACCCCUCCCCAUCACACCCCACCGCCGGUCUCCUCCCCGGCCAGCAACACCAAGAACCAUCCCAUGCUCAUGAACCUCCUCAAAGAGAAUCCCCCUCAGGAUUUCUCCACCCUUUAUGGCAGCAGCCCUCUGGAAAGGCAGAACUCAUCCUCUGGCUCCCCUAGGAUGGAAGUGGGGCCUGGGGGGAGCAAGCCCAAGAAAAAAAAAUCCCGGCUGCCUGCCGACAAACCCAAACACCAGACUGAGGAUGACUUCCAGAGGGAGCUCUUCUCCAUGGACGUCGACUCCCAGAACCCCAUCUUUGACGUCAACAUGACUGCAGACACCCUGGACACCCCUCACAUCACCCCAGCCCCCAGCCAGUGCAGCACUCCCCCUACCACCUACCCCCAGCCCCUCGCCCACCCCCAGCCCAGCAUGCAGCGCAUGGUUCGGCUCUCCAGCUCCGACAGCAUCGGCGCCGACGUCACCGACAUCCUCUCUGACAUCGCCGAGGAGGCCUCCAAGCUGCCCAGCGCCGCCGAGGAUUGUCCUCCCAUCGGCACCCCGGUGAGAGACUCUUCCAGUUCAGGCCACUCCCAAAGUGCUCUCUUUGACCCUGACGUGUUCCAGCCCAACCCCACCGAGAACCCUUACACCGACCCUGCCGACCUGAUCGCCGACGCCGCCGGCAGCCCUGGCAGCGACUCCUCCAACCACUUCUUCCCCGACGGGGUCGACUUUAACCCCGACUUGCUCAACAGCCAGAGCCAGAGUGGCUUUGGGGAGGAGUACUUUGAUGAGAGCAGUCAGAGCAGAGACGCUGAUGACUUCAAGGGUUAUGCCUCCCAGGCUCUGACCACCUUGGGGGUGCAGGUUUUGGGGGCGGAGGGGGGGGACAGUAAGUUCAAGGGGAGCAGCCAGUCCGACACGGUGGAUUUCAGCAUCAUUGCUGCUGCCAGCAAGGCCCUGGGGUCCUCUGACAUCAUGGAGCAUCAUGGUGGGGCUCAGAGCCCCCUGCUCAACGCAGGGGAUUUGGGGAAGGAGAAGGCUCAGAAGAGGGUGAAGGAAGGGAAUGGCUCCGGGAGCAGCAUGGCAGGGCCCAGCCUGGAUGGGAAGCCAGGGAAACGCAGCAGGACCCCAUCCAGCGAUGGGAAAAGCAAAGAGAAGCUUCCCAAGAGGAAGAAGCAGGAGACUGAUGGGAAAUCCCCAUCCCACAGCUCCUCCAACAGGCCCUUCACACCCCCGGCGAGCACCGGCGGCUCCAAGUCUCCCGGGAGCUCCGGUAGAUCUCAGACUCCUCCCGGUGUGGCGACUCCUCCCAUUCCCAAAAUCACCAUUCAGAUCCCCAAGGGCACAGUGACUGUGGGCAAACCUUCCUCCCACGGCCAGUACAGCAGCAGCGGCUCCGGCACCUCCUCCAGCAGCAAAAGCCAUCACAGCCAUUCCUCCUCCUCCUCCUCCUCUUCUUCCUCCUCCACCUCAGGCAAGAUGAAGAGCAGCAAAUCAGAAGGGUCUUCGGGCUCGAAGCUCAGCAGCAGCCUCUACUCAAGCCAAGGUGGCUCCAGCUCGGGGCAGUCCAAGAGCUCGGCGCAGGCCGUGGGCAAGCCUGGGUCCUCCCCCAUCACCAAGCACGGCCUCAGCAGCGGCUCCGGCAGCGCCAAGAUGAAACCUCAAGGGAAGCCUUCGUCCCUUAUGAACCCUUCCAUGAGCAAACCAAACAUCUCUCCCUCUCACUCCAGACCCUCAGGAGGCUCUGACAAGCUUGCAUCUCCCAUGAAACCUGUCCCGGGGACACCUCCAUCAUCGAAAGCGAAGUCACCUAUCAGUGCGGGCUCUGGAGGCUCCCACAUGGCUGGGACUGGAUCCAGCUCCGGUAUGAAAUCCUCUUCGGGAAUGGGCUCCUCUGGGUCUAUGUCACAGAAGCCACCUCCUUCCUCAAAUUCCUCAACAGCAUCUUCAUCCUCCUUUUCAUCUAGUGGCUCUUCCAUGUCUUCAUCUCAAAACCAGCACGGCAGCUCCAAGGGGAAGUCUCCGAGCAGGAACAAGAAGCCAUCUCUGACCGCGGUCAUCGACAAGCUCAAGCACGGCGUCGUCACCAGCGGCCCUGGGGGAGACGACCCCAUGGAUGGGCAGAUGGGACCCACUUCCAACCCUUCCAGCCAUGCCAUGUCCUCCAAACACAACAUGUCUGGAGGUGAGUUCCAGGGCAAACGUGAGAAGAGCGACAAAGAGAAAUCCAAAGUCUCUGUGUCCGGAGGCUCUGGCGACUCCUCCAAGAAGGCUUCCGACUCCAAGAGCGUCGGCAGCACCGGGGUGGCCAAAAUCAUCAUCAGCAAACACGACGGUGGCUCCCCCAGCAUUAAAGCCAAAGUAACCCUCCAGAAACCUGGGGAAGGAGGUGGGGAAGGCCUGAGACCUCAGAUGGCUUCAUCCAAAAGCUAUGGGUCCCCUCUGAUCAGCGGCUCCACCCCGAAGCACGAGCGCUGCUCCCCCAGCCACAGCAAGUCCCCUGCCUACACCCCGCAGAACGUGGACAGCGAGAGCGAGUCAGGGUCCUCCAUUGCAGAGAAGUCCUACCAGAACAGCCCCAGCUCUGAUGAUGGCAUCCGGCCCCUGCCUGAGUACAGCUCUGAGAAGCACAAGAAACACAAAAAGGAGAAGAAGAAAGUCAAAGAUAAAGAUCGGGACCGGGAGAGGGAGCGGGAGAAGGACAGGGACAAGAAGAAGUCUCACGGCAUGAAGCCCGAGAGCUGGUCCAAGUCUCCCAUCUCUGCUGAGCAGUCUCUGUCCAUGAGCAGCAGCACCAUGCUGGCAGCAGAGAGGCCUUCCAGGGCCAGCCCCGAGUUCCUGAUUGGGGAGGAAGAUGAUGACCUGAUGGACGUUGCUCUGAUUGGCAAUUAAAGUGACUGGGUGCUGGCCCAGCGAGCUGG
Pogoniulus pusillus (Red-fronted tinkerbird) is the source of this 4953-nucleotide messenger RNA. It is a transcript of the gene MED1, whose product is annotated as mediator complex subunit 1. Gene Ontology annotation, biological process: cellular response to thyroid hormone stimulus; regulation of transcription by RNA polymerase II. Lineage: Eukaryota; Metazoa; Chordata; Aves; Piciformes; Lybiidae. Gene Ontology annotation, molecular function: nuclear thyroid hormone receptor binding; transcription coregulator activity; nuclear retinoic acid receptor binding. The record is from RefSeq and is a predicted model, not a curated record. Gene Ontology annotation, cellular component: mediator complex.